UGCAGUCAGGCACGCACCAUUCUCCAGGCUACCACAAAACCCAGUACACGUCCAUUGAAUUGCCAGGCAGAGAAGCGUGAUUCGUCACUCCGGAGAACAUGUCUCCGCUGCUCUAGAGUCCAGUGGUGGCACGGUUGGCAACUGUUGUUCCCAGUUGCUUCCACUUUGUUAUAAUACCACUAACAGGAAUAUUUAGUAGCAAGGAAAUUUCACGGAUGGACUUAUUGCACAGGUAGCAACCUAUCACGGUACCACGCUCGAUUUCUCUGAGCUCCUGAGAGCGACCCAUUCUUUCACAAAUGUUUGUAGAAGCAAUCUGAAUGCCUA
Molecule: messenger RNA, 327 nt
Organism: Staurois parvus
Lineage: Eukaryota; Metazoa; Chordata; Amphibia; Anura; Ranidae
Source: the annotation of a GenBank genome assembly